AUGCUGGACCCGCCGGAGCCGAUCAUGUGCACAGGCUUCGCGGUGAACGUAGUCGGCCGUGCUGGUUUCGCUGGAAUGCCGAUGCCCGCUGCUGGAGCUGUCGGGGCCGUCGGAGGCGGUGCUGCCGGGGGUGCGGCUGGCCUAGCCGCAGCCCUGGCCGUGCCCGCGCCCGCAGCGCCUGGAGGAGCGCUUGUGGCAGGCGGUGGAACAGGUGGCGCGGCCGACGGCCUAGCACUGGGUGGAGGGCUCGUCCCCGUGGCCGCGUUGGCCGCCGGGGGAGCUGCCCUUGCGGGGCGGGGGAGGGCCUGCUGCCUCCUGCCGUGGCGCCACCGGCGCCGGCAGCAGCCGUGGCUCCGGGCCUGGCCCCCGCGGGCGCCGCGGGCCAUGUGGGUCUCGCGGGCGCCCCCGCGGUGGCGGCCCCGGCUCUGUCCCCGGCGCCAGCCGCCGCCGCCGCGGCCCCGCUCCCUUGUGCUGCACCUGCUCCCGCUGCUCCUCAUUAUCAGCGAUGUGCGCGUGCAGGCCGUGUCGCUUGACGUGCAGGGCAACCGCCACCGUUCCUUCCGCGACGCCAUUCUGAUGAUGCGAGAGGACGCGUGGCUGGACUGGCCAAUCCGAGUGAGAUAUCGCGUGGAGGGCGCGGAGAAGGCUCGCCUCAACGCAUUUCGGGAGGUCAGGGACUUCGAGGACUCUCGGGGCGUCGUCUACGCGGAGGCUGCCGCCCACCCGCCGGACUACAUGCCCCUCGGGUUCAUGGACGUGGACCCCCUGCUCUUCGAGGAGAUCCCCGCGGACCUCAUGAGGCCCCAGGAUUGGAAGGGUGUCUUGGCCGUUCGGGUGGGCUACGACGCCGAUAUCAUGCAGUUAGAGGGUGAGGCCCUCGCGUUGGCCUACAAGCACAUCCUGCGCGCUGGAAUGGGGAAGGAGCGGGCCAGAGCACAGCGCGAGACGCGUGCUGCCACCGCCCAGCGCCUGACCGCACAGCGGGAGCCAUUGGGAUCUCUCACGGGUCUCGUGCAGAUUGCGAUCCGCCUGGCGACGGAGGUUCUCUACAAGAAAAAUGCGACAGCCUUCCUGGACCUGUGCACCAAGCGGGGCCUGGACUGGCACGACGUCGUGGAGAUGGACGCGGCCCCAGCCCAGCACAUGGUCGAUUGCUCUCACCUCAACGCGUCGUCCGACCACGGCGCGCAGCGGCUGGGCGGCCUCGUGCAUCUCUACCCGAGUUUGCAGGGGCAGUGGGGGCUGCAGUGGCCGAGGGCUGCUCGCGCCUCGAUCCCUUGGAAGCGGAGGGUGCCUGUGGGGGCCCGGCUGCCAUCGCCGAAGGCGGUAGCCAUUGCCAUGUGCUUGUUGCUGGUGGAGGCGGGUGUGCCCUGGAUGGCCGUCUGGGUCGCGCUGCCGCCCGUUGCCUACCUGAGGCCCGGCGAGACGUUCAAGUGCCUGUGGUCGUUCGCGGUCGAGGCCUUGAGGCCGAAGUACAGCCGCUGCUCAAGCCUCCUGUCCUUCCCCCAGGUCUCGGACCACCUGUGCGGCCUCCGCCACGGGGGCGCGUUGGACGGCUCGGUCAGUCGCCGAAGGAACGCGUUCCAGGGGGGGCUUCAAGGCAGGUUGGCCUCCGUGAAGAGUUUAGAACUGUACGGCAAGGAGACAAAGCUGCUGCCGGAGAUCCGCUCUGCGCACGGCGGCGUAUUUCGCCCCGGACAUCUCAAGUUGGAGCAUUUCUGGGCGGUGGUCAUGACAGACGGGACCCUGGAGGCCAGCAUCGGUCACCUCACCCCAGCGACGUUCGUGCUGGCGGAGCUGCUCGGGCUGGAGAAGGACGCCGAGGACGAGGAGACCUCCGAGCUCCUCGCCACCUGCACCCACGCCGAGCUGCAGGCGCGCGGGAUCGCGAUCCUGAAGCUGGCCGCGGGCGACUCGGUGCAUGGACGCCCCAACUGCUGGGACGCUGGAGCGUCUGGACACCGAAUUGCUUCGCCAAACUCCUUCGCUGCCGGGCCAGCCAAGCGACGUGGUGUCAUCGAGCCCUUCCGAGGAGAGCCUGGGGACGCCGCUGACGAAGGCGCCGUGCAGUUGAGGCCACCAUGGGCCACUUCGGGGGCCUGCUGA
This is a messenger RNA of Prorocentrum cordatum, 2106 nucleotides long. The record is from the annotation of a GenBank genome assembly. NCBI's taxonomy places the organism in Eukaryota, Dinophyceae, Prorocentrales, Prorocentraceae.